AAUUAAUAGCAACUGAUGGUAGAGUGGUAGGGUUAGGGUUCAAGCAUCAACCUACAUAAAGGGUUCCAACUCAGCAUAAUCUCUACGCAUCAGGCGGUGGCUGCGGAUCGUUGCUCAGGUAAAUCAGUUAGCUUCCACAGUUAGUACCGUACUUACAAUGGCAGAUGGUCAUGAAACAGAUAAGAACAUUGAGAUAUGGAAGAUCAAAAAGUUGAUCAAGGCACUGGAAGCUGCUCGAGGCAACGGGACAAGCAUGAUUUCUCUUAUCAUGCCUCCGCGGGAUCAAAUAUCAAGGGUUACUAAGAUGCUGGGAGAUGAGUUUGGCACAGCUUCAAACAUUAAAAGCAGGGUGAAUCGUCAAUCUGUUUUGGGAGCAAUCACAUCUGCACAGCAAAGAUUGAAGUUGUACAACAAGGUUCCUCCCAAUGGGCUUGUGCUGUACACUGGUACUAUUGUGACAGAAGAUGGAAAGGAGAAGAAGGUGACUAUUGACUUUGAGCCUUUUAGGCCUAUAAAUGCUUCCCUUUACCUAUGUGACAACAAAUUCCAUACAGAAGCAUUGAAUGAACUUUUGGAAUCUGAUGACAAGUUUGGUUUUAUUGUUAUGGAUGGAAAUGGUACCCUCUUUGGCACAUUAAGUGGCAAUACUCGUGAGGUGCUUCAUAAAUUUACUGUUGACCUCCCAAAGAAACAUGGAAGAGGCGGGCAAUCAGCACUACGGUUUGCUCGUCUUCGAAUGGAGAAGCGUCACAACUAUGUGAGGAAGACAGCAGAGCUUGCUACACAAUUUUUUAUCAAUCCUGCCACUAGCCAGCCCAAUGUUGCAGGAUUAAUACUGGCUGGCUCAGCUGACUUCAAGACUGAGCUGAGUCAGUCUGACAUGUUUGAUCCCCGUCUUCAGGCCAAAAUACUUAAUGUAGUGGAUGUUUCUUAUGGAGGGGAGAAUGGUUUCAAUCAGGCAAUCGAGUUGUCCUCAGAGAUCUUAUCCAAUGUGAAGUUCAUUCAGGAGAAGCGCUUGAUUGGUAAAUACUUUGAGGAGAUCAGUCAGGACACUGGAAAGUAUGUCUUUGGUGUGGAAGAUACACUGAAAGCUUUGGAGAUGGGUGCUGUUGAGAUACUGAUUGUGUGGGAGAAUCUGGACAUGAAUAGGUAUGUUCUUAAAAACAGCAGCACAGGUGAGAUUGUCAUAAAACACUUGAACAAGGAACAAGAGGCUGAUCAAAACACCUUCAGGGAUUCAGCUACCUCUGCUGAAUUGGAGGUUCAGGAAAAGAUGUCAUUGCUAGAGUGGUUUGCCAAUGAGUACAAGCGCUUUGGUUGUACACUUGAGUUUGUCACCAACAAAUCACAAGAGGGAUCCCAGUUCUGCAGGGGCUUUGGUGGGAUUGGUGGAAUCCUCCGUUACCAGCUAGACAUGCGAUCAUUUGAUGAGCUUUCUGAUGAUGGAGAAAACUACGAUGAUUCUGAAUAGCAAUCAAUCAACUGUUCCCCCGUGCUGGUGCAGAUGGGGUCAAAUGCCUGCACUGGUACGCGAGAUGGGGGGCCUCUUGCUGCUGCUGCUAUCUUGAUGUCCAAAAAACUUUCAUGGAGAUAUAAUCAAGGUUUUUACCUUUGAACUCUCUCUCUCUCUCUCUCUCUCUCUCUCUCUCUAAAGAUAGCAUUUCAUAGUAUAGGAAUACCCCUUUGAUUUGGGAUGUGUCUUGCACUUGUUGAUGCCUGAUGCAACCGGAGAUCCCAGCUUUUCUGCAUAUAUAUUAUAUAUAUAUGGCAUAAUGUUUUGAAAACUUCAUCAAGAGCUUCCAUGUCAACAGAUUUUAAGGCCUUCUAAGAUUUUUUGAUAGGUUUUACUCGUGUUGUUUGGUUUAACUUCUUGAAAUGGUAAAAAACCUGUUUAAUUUGUGAGUUUUUCGUUUGGUUGAUUUCUGAAAUUCACACAUUCUUUCAAGCAACUCUCACAAUUGAAGUUUAACCCCAAACCUGAAUACAUUCGGCUCUUAGUCAGGAAGCUUGGGUUAGAGAUGAGGAUUGGGUUGCUGUCUUGCUUGAUUUGAAUCCAGCUGGAGCAUUAUCCAAUCUGCAUGGGUUGCUGUCCAACAUUUGACCGGCCUUGCUCUCUUUACCAGCUUUAGGAACUUAGGAAGCUUAUAUUUUUCAUUCAAGGCUUAUCCACCUUACUCAUGAUUAUUCAUUCCAUGUGGAUUUUGUGAUGGAGCAGUUGGGAAUGCCUGGAUUUAAGAGCGCAAUGAAUGGCUUCUACUUUUUUGCUUGGAGGAGAUUGUGUGAAAGCUUACUUUUCCUUUGCUUCAGUGGAUGGCUUGGCUGGAACAAAAGAUGCUGAUACUUUGCAGCAGUUCUCUGGAAACCUUAUCGGUUGGUUUAUGGUGAACAUCUACUAUGGUUCUUCUCUCAGAAGAAGUUAUGCGCAUCCUUUAAGUAUUUUGUUUCAAGUUUAUGCAGGAUUUCCCUGCUGAAUAUGUUAUACUUAUGAGUGGCAUAACAUAGAUUGAUGGCCCACUUUAUUUGAUGGACUAUGGCUUGAUAUACCUUUGAAUGCCGGUAUUAUAAUGAAAUAGCAAAACUACUUUACCCUA
Messenger RNA from Vitis vinifera (wine grape), 2591 nucleotides. RefSeq names its product eukaryotic peptide chain release factor subunit 1-3-like. The transcript is spliced from 2 exons. The coding region runs from base 158 to 1471 and encodes 437 amino acids. Lineage: Eukaryota; Viridiplantae; Streptophyta; Magnoliopsida; Vitales; Vitaceae. Gene Ontology annotation, cellular component: translation release factor complex; cytosol. Gene Ontology annotation, molecular function: translation release factor activity, codon specific; sequence-specific mRNA binding. Gene Ontology annotation, biological process: cytoplasmic translational termination. The record is from RefSeq and is a predicted model, not a curated record.